Chelonus insularis is the source of this 1749-nucleotide messenger RNA. RefSeq lists its product as uncharacterized. NCBI's taxonomy places the organism in Eukaryota, Metazoa, Arthropoda, Insecta, Hymenoptera, Braconidae. The transcript has 2 exons. The coding region runs from base 1 to 1749 and encodes 582 amino acids. The record is from RefSeq and is a predicted model, not a curated record.
AUGGAGUUUGAAGACACAUCAACGUAUCUGAUUGAAGAACAGGUUGAUAAGAUUGAUUCUUUGAAACUACAUCUUGACCAAGAUGACUUGAUCCUUGUCCACCUCAAUGUCAGAUCUUUAAAUGCCAAUUUUGAACGCUUGGAACUCUUUGUUGAUAGACUUUAUGUCAAGCCUGAUGUAAUAAUUUGCACAGAAACUUGGGUAUUCCAAAUAAACAGGGCAGAUGGAGUUGUUAUUUAUGUCAAAGAUUGCUUGACGCAAUCUGCUAUAAUUGAAACUAUUGGGAGUAUUAAAUUUCUCACUGUAACUUUGAAAGUUAAUAAUAAUAAACCUUUCAAAAUAAGUGAUGUCUAUCGUUGCCAUGAUAUUAAUAUCAAGGAUUUCAUACCAACUUUCAAGCUUUUCCUAAAUGGACACUGUCAAACAUCUAGCCAUAUAGUUGUUGGUGAUUUUAAUAUAAACCUGAUUAAAUCUGACGUGCUAGUUGAUAAAUUCAUAAAUAACUUUCUGGAUACGGUAUAUAUUCAGUAUUUCAAUGGAGAAACCAGGCCUAAUGAUAGUGAGAGCUCAUGUAUUGAUAAUUUCUUUGUAAAAUCAUCACAUAAAAACUUUAAAUCUUAUACACUUACUCACAUUUGUACUGAUCACUUUCCAUUAUUUUUGGUGAUAAAACUGCAUAAGGAUUUCAAGAGCAAUAAUGAUCAAAUACCUAUUGAUUAUAAUUUAAUGGGAAAAAUCAGUCGUAAAUUUAAUUGGUCUGAUGUGCUGCAUAUGCAAGAUCCAGAUUGUGCUACAAACGUGCUAAUUCAGAACCUAGCUGAUAUUAUAGAUCAGUUCAGAUGUAAGAGGGAACGGAGUAUACGGGUUUCUAAGCCAAGGAAAAGCUGGAUUACACCAGGUUUGAUCAAGUCGUGUCAGACUAAAGAAACAUUAUAUAGACUAUGGAAUAAAAGUAGGCUAAAUUCUUCUCUAAAAAAGGAGUAUAUGAGAUAUUGUAAAGUUUUGAGUAAGCUCAUUAAAUUAGCUAAAGUUUUAUUUGAUAAAAAUAAUGUUAUUAUCAACUGUAAUGAUAGUAAAAAGCUUUGGAAGUGUAUCAAUAGUAAAAUUGGUAAGGAUAAUUGUAAAGACAGUUCUAUUGACUAUGUUCUUACUGAAAAUGGUAUUAUCUUUGAAAAUUCAGGUAUUGCUAAUAGUUUUGUUAAUUUUUUUACUAAUAUUGGUAUCAACCUUGCUAAUAAAAUUGUAAUGCCAAAUGAAGACUGCCCCACCAAACUUGUUAAUCAUAAUAACAGCUCUAUUUUUCUUAAGCCAACAUCUAGCUUCGAAAUUGAAAAAGUAAUAGCAGGUCUUAAGGUCAAGUCUGGAGGAGUUGAUGGUAUUGGCUGUAAAGUAUUAAAGUUACUAGCAAAAAACAUUAGUACUGUACUUGAAAAUAUUUUUAAUAGCUGUAUAAGUAUAGGGUGUUGGCCUAAAGCACUAAAAACUGCUGAAAUUAUUCCUGUAUAUAAAUCUGGUGACAGACAUCAACUGACUAAUUAUAGACCGAUCUCUUUAAUCUCAAAUGUUGCCAAAGUAUUUGAAAAGAUUGUAUGUAUAAGGCUUAGCGAUUUUCUUGGGGAUAAUCAUGUUAUCUCGGAUAAACAAUUUGGUUUCAUGAAGGAAAGAGGCACAUCCGAUGCACUAGCUUUUGCAUCUGAAUAUAUCUAUAAAAACGUAGAUGUUGGGAGACCAACUAUUCUAACUUCCUAG